UAGCAACCUUUGUUGACGAAGACCGCUGGCUCAGUCAAUUCCAUAGACAUGGUGGCAUUUUGUCCUUAACUGGUACUUAUUCUCCCAAAUGUGUUCCCAGCGUAAGACAAAUUGAGAGCAAACGGAGAGAGGACUGAGGACUUGAUUAGUCUUCCUCUGCUUUGUCCAAACCUUUCGCUCCUUUUUUCCCCUAAAAAACUGAAGAUCUGAAACGAGCUACAUUUUAUAGAGUUAUACAGUAUGUUUCUUAAUCGUUGUCUUAUGUGAUAAAAGAUUAGUGUUCGCCCGCGAUCAUUAUCUCUGAUCAUUGCCAUGCGGUUCAUAACACUGUAUUUAAUCUACGGUGAACUAUGAGUGGCAAGCGUGUCGAGUAUUUUACGAGUCCAUAGCAGUUUCUAGAGAACAUGGCCGUUAAAUUCUGUUAUAUCACCUCCCAGUCUUUCUUUUUAACAUGUACCUGCACAAAAACACCCAAACACAAUGACUUGGAGACAAGCUCAAUUUUUACUCAUAAAUUAUUACUACUGCGUGUUCAUACCUCCGAGCGAACGUAAUUUUCUGAAAUUUAUCGACGGAAGAUUGUUUUCUAAACAACAGUUUAUGUUUAUGGAUUGAGAAAUUAUUUUCUUUAAAUACCAAAUUGGUGUUGCGCAGAGGUUAUGUUCUUAUCGUGUAAUCUGCUCCGGUAGCAAGCUUGAAAGAGACGAUCUCGAGCCGUAUCGAUGGAGACGAAGUUGGUUCUUUAUCUUGUGGCUCUUGUGGCUCUUGUGUUUAUGUGUGGAAUCGGCUGCGGCACAGUUCACGAGAAGAAGAGACGUUUGACCUCACUGGACUUAGCCGCAGAGAAGAGAGUGACGGUUUGUUCAAAAGGAAAGAGUCCACUUACAUGCGUGUCCCCUGGGUCAGCUAUCGCUAUUACCGGAGUGUUUUGGGGUCGAGAAUCUUCAGACAUUUGCCCCUCGGAGGACGGGGAUCCGGUAACAAAUUGUCCCACAGCUCCCGAGGCCGAACACAUUGUCAAGGAGAUGUGCGAAGGAAUGGGAAGUUGCGUUUUGGAAGGAAAGGCCGACAAGUUACAACAUGGAAAACACUGUUAUGGCGUCCAGAAAUAUCUCCUCGUAAAUUACACAUGUGUGCCUCAGAAAAAGGAAGCCAUUUUGUGUGACUCGGAGAGAUCGAUAAUCUCCUGUCCAUCUGAUUGGAUACUUAAAGUCAACUCGGCGUUCUGGGGCCGUCAAGCAACGGACGUUUGUCCAUCGGUAAGAGGACAGGAAGUCUGCCCCGGGGCAUCAGAGACUGUCUCCAAACUGAGAAGCAGAUGCAACAAUAUUCCUUUCUGUCCUGUUAAGGCAUUUUACAAGGAGUUACAAAAUGGAGGUGAAAACUGCCCUCAUGUAAACAAGUAUCUUGUUAUUAACUACAGCUGUCGGCCCAGUCCCGAUAUAGGACGGCGCGGCCAGCUCGGGCUUAUUCCUCUCUCGGUUUACCGCGGACUCAGAAGCAGAUCACGUAUUUGGAAACCUAGUGAUCUCAAACUGAAAGCUUCACAGAUAACAAAGAUAAAACAGAAGGAUAAACAAUUCGAACAAGAAGAGAGAAAAAGUGGAACGAGAAAGGGCCCUGGAAAAAGGGCAGCGAUGGCAACAAGCCGUUUUAUUUACCGUAUAUUUGCUGUUUUUGCUGUUCUGGAUGUAGUGACGCUCGCGUAUGUACAAGGUGGAGUUCACAGUCAGGAAGCGGGAGCUGGUUUGAGUCAGAUUGAUCUAGAAGCCUCAAAAGAGAUCACCGUAUGCACGACACAGAGGAAACCACUGAGCUGCUCCUACCCGGGCUCAAACAUCGCGGUGACUGGUGUAUUCUGGGGUCGCAAGUCUGGUGCAAUUUGUCCUUCAGAUGAUGGUGAUACACAACUCGACUGUUUCACUGCGCCGGAAUCAGAAGGCAUUGUGAAAGGAAAGUGCGAAGGAAAGGAAUCCUGUGAACUUGAAGCUAGACAUGCCUUAUUGCAAAAUCCAGGAACUCAGCAUUGUCCAGGAGUAAACAAAUACCUGACUGUUAAUUACACGUGUGUGCCCGAUGCUAAAGAAGUCGUGAUCUGCGAUUCCGAGAACUCCAGUUUGACCUGCCCAGCCUCCUGGAAGAUUGGUGUGAACUCUGUAUUCUUUGGACGGCAGUCAACUACCGUUUGUCCAGCGGAAAAUGGACAGACCAUGUGCACUGGAGCACCAGAGAGUCUUGGGAUUGUUAAGAAGUCAUGUGACGGGCUCACAAAGUGUGACGUGCAUGCGUCUUACGACCAAGUGCAGAAUGGCGCGGAAAACUGUCCCGGGGUUCAGAAGUAUUUGAUUAUUAACUACAGCUGCAAACCGCAUCCAAAUAUAGGAACCGAGGACGAUGCCAUUCAGAACGACCAAGAACCAGCCCCCGUGAAGGCUCCUGCUCCCAACAAACCUAACCCAGGCCUUGCACCAAACGUUGUGAGUGAUUUAAAGCAGUUGGACGGCGGACAACAGAUUGAGAAGGUACCGGCCGAGGAGGGAAACAGUAUUGUUGGAGAAAACUUGAACAUUGGACGGCUAGGCAUGGGAGGCUUGAAGGCCUUGGAGAAAAUCAAUAACCUUAUCAAGGCUUCCGCCGAGACUCAAGAUGGCGACGAUCCUGGACCAGAUAAUAGUUUGACGGACGAGCAAGCACAGGCAAUUGAGCGAAUGAUUAUUGAAGGAAUCCAUCACAUUAAGAAAAAACCUUCACCUCCGGCUGGUACACAGAGGGCCUCAAUUCCACGUCAGAAGAACGAUCAGAAACCUUUUCCCAAGUUACCUCAACCAGAGAAACGAAAGGGACUCCCGAUUCCGUUCCCGCCAAAACUUGGAGCUCAAAGAAAGGAUCCCAGAGCGGUCCCAACACCAGUUCAAGUGGGAGUUCCCAGGCUUCAGAAGGAAGGACCGAACGGGAAAGGGGGAACGUCAAGCAAUCAGAAUGAGGAAAAGAAAACGGUAAAUGAGAGUAAAGGAUCUUCAUUGAACGGACCAGGCCAAGGUCCUGCCAAGAUGAGGCCCAUUCCUGUUCUUAAAAGUCAGCCUGCAGAUGAAAGAAAGAAAUCACAGCCUGGAAAACUUCGUGGUUUAGGUCUGGGGAAUGCUGGUGCUGGAAAUUCGCCUUAGCAUGGGAAAACGUAUGACAAGAAAAGACUUGAAAUGCGAACAUUGGAAACCAGACGAAUUCUUGUACAUUACUAGCGUUAUUCGAACUGCUCAAAAAACUGUUUUUAUGAAACAUCUGCGCGCUCUUUCGCAUUAAGCUUAGAUUCCUCAAGGAAUUCUUUUGACUUACCUAAAAAUUCCCCGUACGAAUCUUACCAGACUUUAUAUCGGUAGUGAAAGAAAUCGAUGUCUGGUUGCCAUCGUUAAUUUAAAAAAAAACACUAAAGAUCAGAUUCUGAUCUAAAAUAGUACUUCAGACUCUCAGUCUGUAAAAUGUUUCAAUAUGUACCGCAAUUUUCGUCAAACCAGCUGUGAUCCUCGUUAAUUAUUAAAUAUAUGUUACCGAUUGCAGUUAAAUGCCGCUGACACAGAUAUAGCGAGACUACAUAAUAGGUACUCAGUAUUUAAAAUCAGAUGUCCGUAAUGUGGGAGUUGACUUUCUCAACUAGUUCUCCAGGAAAAACAGUUAAGCAAAACCAGGAGAGAAGUUAUCAUUGUAUUUUGUGUUAGCUGCGCCCCAGUACUCUAUUGUACUUUCUACAAAGGGAAAUGUCCAAAAGGUACGAUUUCAUUUUUUAUUGACCUGGUUAGCGCUAAACAUAAGGGUAAAGGACAAACAGCUCUUGAUGAUUUUAAUAAAGAAAACAGUUAAAAUA
Molecule: messenger RNA, 3859 nt
Organism: Orbicella faveolata
Lineage: Eukaryota; Metazoa; Cnidaria; Anthozoa; Scleractinia; Merulinidae
Product: protein eva-1 homolog C-like
Molecular function (GO): carbohydrate binding
Source: RefSeq, a predicted model, not a curated record